Molecule: messenger RNA, 1285 nt
Organism: Sphaerulina musiva SO2202
Lineage: Eukaryota; Fungi; Ascomycota; Dothideomycetes; Mycosphaerellales; Mycosphaerellaceae
Product: LCM-domain-containing protein
Exons: 1
Coding region: 1-1167 (388 amino acids)
Biological process (GO): C-terminal protein methylation
Molecular function (GO): protein C-terminal leucine carboxyl O-methyltransferase activity
Source: RefSeq, a predicted model, not a curated record
AUGGCUUCAUAUUCGUCGAUCCCCAACCUGAACACUCUGCGCGCGGGAACAAGCGGAGGACGUCGACUCCGAGGCCGACGGGGAGGCCCAGGCCGCCCAGACGCGUCCAUCGAGGACAGUACAGGUACAGGUACAGGUACAGAUAUCCGUGAGGGCAAUGACAUGCACGCGGACUUGGCACGAGAUCGAAUCAUCCAGCAAACAGACGGCGACGCCAGCAGCAGCCGCAUGAGCGCCGUCGCCCUGGCCUACCUCGACGACCCUUACGCACAGCGUCUGUAUCAGCUCCCCGGCCCCGUCGCCAAGAGAUAUCCCAUCAUCAACCGAGGCACCUAUGUGCGGACGACCGCCAUCGACCGACUGGUGACGCUCUUUUUGAACGGCGACGGCGACGGCGACGGCAAGGGCGCGAGAAAGCAGAUCAUCUCGCUGGGAGCGGGCUCCGACACGCGCUUCUUCCGCCUGUGUGCCGGCAAGCACAAUGUGCUCUACCACGAAUUGGACUUCGAAGACAAUGUCCGCCCCAAGCGGAAUGCCAUUCGCAACUCCGCCGAGCUGGCCCGCAUGGCAACUCCGCCAGCCGGGGGGCCAUCGUCGUCCUACCACCUGCACGCAAUCGAUCUGCGCCUACUGACCACCCAGUCGCCUCCCGCCCUGCCACACUUCGACCCGGACCUACCCACGUUGAUCCUCAGCGAGUGCUGUCUCUGCUAUUUCCCUCCAGAUCUUGCCACCAGCGUAGUCAACUACUUCAUGAUGAACAUCAGAGCUAGCAAAGGCAUCAUCCUGUACGAGCCAGUCCGACCUUUCGAUCCUUUCGGACGCACCAUGAUGGCGAAUCUAGCGUCUCGAGGCAUUGAAUUGCGUACAUUGAAGCGGUACUACUCGCUAGACGCGCAACGACGACGCUUGCAAGUUGCAGGCUUCGAGAGCGGGCAGGGCGCCCGAGAUGUUCAUCAGAUCUGGGAGAGCAGUGACUGGGUCAGUGAGACGGAACGGGAGAGGAUCGAGAAGAUUGAGUGGCUUGACGAAGUCGAAGAGUGGGAGCUGCUGGCCCGCCACUAUUGCGUCUCCUGGGCCUGGAGAGGAGACCCGUUCACCGCAGCCUGGAGUUCAGUAGAAGGCCAUCGUACCGACGAUGAGCGCAUGGACGACGAUUCGAUGUAAUUCCGUGCGCCUUGCCAUGGCAUUGUUCUAGUCCCGUGCAUUCUGCAUUCGAAUUGGCUAGCAAUCAGGCCAGGCAUAUUAAUAACAAUAGCACACGACGCUUGUACAUCGCCGUUCG